Messenger RNA from Ziziphus jujuba (common jujube), 1386 nucleotides. Its product is annotated as mitotic checkpoint protein BUB3.1. NCBI's taxonomy places the organism in Eukaryota, Viridiplantae, Streptophyta, Magnoliopsida, Rosales, Rhamnaceae. Gene Ontology annotation, cellular component: phragmoplast; bub1-bub3 complex; mitotic checkpoint complex. The coding region runs from base 187 to 1203 and encodes 338 amino acids. The transcript has 9 exons. Gene Ontology annotation, biological process: mitotic spindle assembly checkpoint signaling. Gene Ontology annotation, molecular function: ubiquitin binding. The record is from RefSeq and is a predicted model, not a curated record.
AAGAGAUUCAUCACGAACGAACGGACCAAACAAUCAAAUCCUCUCCAGUAUUUUUUACCUUGAUACUUUCAAAUCCACUUCCCUCUCUCUUUCUCUCUCUUCACUCUGCAACACUCUCUCACCCUCUCCGCUCAGCGAAAAAACCCUAAUUCCCAAACCUCACAUUGGCGCUUUGCCAAAAACGCCAUGACAUCUGUCCCGCCGCCAGUCCCUGGCCAAGAGCUCCUGAACCCACCCUCCGACGGAAUCUCCAACCUCCGCUUCUCCAACCUCAGCGAUCACCUGCUCGUCUCCUCCUGGGACAAGAGCGUGCGUCUCUACGAUGCGAGCGCUAAUGUGCUGCGAGGUGAGUUCAUGCAUGGUGGUCCAGUGCUCGAUUGUUGCUUCCAUGAUGAUUCUUCGGGGUUCAGUGCCAGUGCAGAUCAUACAGUCAGGAGGCUUGUUUUCAACUAUAAUAAAGAGGAUAUUUUGGGACGCCAUGACGCACCUGUACGUUGUGUUGAGUACUCUUAUGCAGCAGGGCAGUUAAUUACUGGUAGUUGGGACAAAACACUCAAGUGUUGGGACCCCAGAGGUGCAAGUGGACAGGAACGUACUCUUGUUGGAACGUACCCUCAACCUGAGCGUGUAUACUCUCUUUCGCUUGUCGGAAAUCGUCUGGUAGUAGCAACUGCAGGAAGACAUGUCAACGUUUAUGACUUGAGAAAUAUGUCCCAACCUGAGCAGCGAAGGGAAUCCUCUUUAAAAUAUCAAACAAGAUGUGUUCGAUGUUAUCCCAAUGGAACAGGAUAUGCUCUUAGUUCGGUUGAAGGACGGGUUGCAAUGGAGUUUUUUGAUCUUUCAGAGGCUAGUCAAGCGAAAAAAUACGCAUUUAAGUGUCAUAGGAAAUCAGAAGCUGGAAGGGACCUUGUCUAUCCUGUAAAUGCUAUUGCAUUCCACCCCAUCUAUGGUACAUUUGCAACUGGAGGUUGUGAUGGUUUUGUUAAUGUAUGGGAUGGGAAUAACAAGAAGAGGCUAUAUCAGUACUCAAAAUACCCAACAAGCAUCGCAGCACUUUCUUUCAGCAAAGAUGGGCGGCUGUUGGCCGUUGCUUCAAGUUACACGUAUGAAGAAGGAGAAAAACCUCAUGAACCAGAUGCCAUUUUUGUUCGUAGUGUAAAUGAAAUAGAGGUGAAGCCAAAGCCAAAAGUGUUACCCUCCUAAUCUUCCCAUAAAACUGGAAUUGUAGAUUUUUGAAUUUUUUGUUGGACAUAUUGUUUUAUAUGACAUUGCAAUGCUUCAAAUCUCUGUAAUGAAGUGUGUGCGAUUUGAUAUGUACCGGUAAAUUUCAGUCAAAAUGCCGAGACAUGCGAAUGAUCUCCAUUUUUUACUUUUCUUAGUUUUUAA